UGGACUUUUGCGCCACGACUCCAAAUGCCAGCUUGCAAGCGCGAUCAUGACCGAAUCGAGCCAGAUUCAUAAAAUUUACAAACGUCAGCACAAACCGCCCAGCGACGACGAGGCAUCACAGACUCUAUCCACUUCUACCCAGCUACCAGACAUUCCAAUACCAACCUCUGGAUGAACCCUACCUAGCUCCAAAAUGAACACAACCUUCAACUCGGCGCUCAAACAGCGCACCACCAUCCGCAAAGACCUCUCCGCCCUCGCCACCCCCCCAACAAGCAGCGACCCACACCAACCGAACCCCCUCACCCCAGCCGCGCUCGGCUCGCUCUCGGCCUCCCUAACCGCCUUCGCGCGCACGGUGGACGAGUACAACACGCUCGCCAAACAAGAGCUGAAUUCAACCAAGCAAGACAAGGCCUUCGAGCGGAUCCGCGACUUCCGCGCCGAGCUCGCCGACUUCCGCGCCCGCUUCGACACCCUCAAGGCCGCCCGCGACGACGCCGCCCACGCCGACAACCGCGCCGAGCUGCUCGGCCGCCGGCCCUUUGCCGCGGCCACGCCCGAGAAUCCGUACGCUGGUGCCGGCGCCGCGGGGGCGGCGUCCGCGUCGGGGUAUGGGAUUGGGGUGGGUGGUGGUGGUGGGGGUGGGGGUGGGAGGGGCCAUGCGCGCACGACGAGCACGGCGGAGGCUGGGGGGUCUGGGGCUGGUGGGUUGGGGAUGGGGAGUGGUGAUGUGACGCGCGAGGGGCAUGCGCUACGGGAGCAGCAGUUCUUUGCCAACACGCACUCGGCGCUGGACGAUUAUAUUGCGCGCGGGCAGGCGGUGCUGGGCGACCUGGGCCAGCAGCGCGAGAUGCUCAAGUCGACGCAGCGGAGGCUGUACUCGGUGGGCAAUACGUUGGGGAUUUCCGGGGAUACGAUUCGCAUGAUUGAGCGCCGGGCGAAGGAGGAUAAGUGGAUCUUUGGGGCCGGGGUGGUGGUGUUUUUCUUGUUCUGCUGGCUGGUCGUGCAUUUUCUGCGGUAGCCUUGCUCUGUCUGCUGUGUUGUUGGAGGGGGUGCUUGUUUGUUCAUCUAGCGCGGAGUUUGGGCGUCGUCGGCGGUGCUUGCUGGUCAAUUGAAGUCUAUCAGGCAGUUGAUGCCAACC
Molecule: messenger RNA, 1144 nt
Organism: Chaetomium fimeti
Lineage: Eukaryota; Fungi; Ascomycota; Sordariomycetes; Sordariales; Chaetomiaceae
Exons: 2
Coding region: 194-1024 (276 amino acids)
Biological process (GO): vesicle fusion; endoplasmic reticulum to Golgi vesicle-mediated transport
Cellular component (GO): endoplasmic reticulum membrane; ER to Golgi transport vesicle membrane; Golgi apparatus
Molecular function (GO): SNAP receptor activity; SNARE binding
Source: RefSeq, a predicted model, not a curated record